AUGCAUACUCUGGCCACUCUCACAGUGCACCAUAUGUGGACUCCCUGUCUGAUGAUGGCCCUGCUGGGCCUCCUGGCCCCUGCUCAUGGUACCGACUACGAGCCCAGUGAGGCGUGUUAUGAUAACCUGGGUUGCUUCUCAGACUCUCAGCCAUGGGCUGGCACCGUGGAGAGGCCUGACCCCCGCCUGCCUUGGAGCCCAGAGCAGAUCGGCACCCGCUUCCUGCUCUUCACCCAGCAGAACCCAGACCACCACCAGGAGAUCUCUGCCAGCAAGGACCUCCUUCAUGCAUCCAACUACGAUGCCGGCAGGAAGACUCGCUUCAUCAUCCACGGCUACCUGACCUCUGCAGAGGAGAACUGGCACACAGACAUGUGCAAGCUGAUUGUGAAAGCGGAGGAUGUGAACUGCAUCAGUGUGGACUGGCCAAGCUGGAAGGAGGCGGAGUAUUCCCAGGCAGCCAAUAACAUUCGAGUGGUGGGAGCACAGGUGGCAUACAUGAUGUCAUUCAUGAGGGGCUCCUUCAACCAGUCUCCUGCUGACAUGCACGUGAUUGGCCACAGUCUGGGGGCUCACGCCGCUGGGGAGGCAGGUCGCAGGACCAAGGGGCUCGCACGCAUCACAGGUCUUGAUCCAUCUGAGCCCUACUUUGAGAACUGUGCAGCUCUGGUGCGUCUGGACCCCACUGAUGCCAUGUUUGUGGAUGUGAUUCACUCUAAUGGCGCUCCUUUCACUCCCAACCUCGGGUUUGGAAUGUCCCAGUCGGUCGGCCAUGUUGACUUCUACCCCAAUGGAGGAGAGCACAUGCCUGGCUGCUCCAAAAACUCUGUCUCUGAGACCACCACCCCAAAUGACAUCUGGCAAGGUACUCGUGGCUAUGUUGCCUGCAGCCAUCAGAGGGCCUAUAAGUACUACAGUGACACCAUCCUCAACCGCAGCGGCUUCACUGGAUACCCCUGCAAUGAUUACCACAUGUUUGAGGAGGGCAAGUGCCACUCAUGCGAGGGUGACUGUCCCAUCAUGGGUCACUUUGCUGACACUUUCCCAAUUCCAGAAGGCGUGAGCAAGAUGAGAUAUUUCCUGACCACGGCCAAGGAGCCUCCUUUUGUCCGUUAUGAUUACCAUGUCAACGUCACCAUUGAUGGCACCAUGACCAAUCCUGGCCUGUUCAACGUUGCCCUUCACGGUGACAAGGGCAACACCCGCCAGUACAGGAUCUACAUUGGUUUCCUUCAGCCUGGUCACAGCUAUGACAGUGAGAUCGAGACUGAGGUGGACGUUGGGGAGAUCACCCAUGUCAAGUGGCUCUGGAACGACCACAUCAUCAACCCUCUGGCCAAAUUUGGAGCCACGCGCAUCGAAGUGACCAGAUUCCGGGACAACAAGCAGUUUGCAUUCUGUGGAGACGAGAGGCUGUAUGAGAACGUUCUGCAGACCCUGAAUCCCUGCCCUGCUAAGUAAUACAGUACAUAUGAAUUCACGUCAUUAAAGACUCACUCCCUCAAUGUCUCAAGUGCAAUUGCAGUCUUAUAAACUACACUGAUGCCAUU
Engraulis encrasicolus (European anchovy) is the source of this 1550-nucleotide messenger RNA. Its product is annotated as pancreatic triacylglycerol lipase-like. NCBI's taxonomy places the organism in Eukaryota, Metazoa, Chordata, Actinopteri, Clupeiformes, Engraulidae. The record is from RefSeq and is a predicted model, not a curated record. Gene Ontology annotation, biological process: lipid catabolic process. Bases 1 to 1461 code for a protein of 486 amino acids. Gene Ontology annotation, molecular function: protein binding; triacylglycerol lipase activity. The transcript has 13 exons.